CACACAUAGGAGGAGAGAACCGGUCUGAUGCUGCCUGACUCGGCUCUACUCCUGAGGACCAUUCAUGGAGGAGGAGGCCCAGCACCUCCCAGCACCCUGAGCCUACACUCAUCAACUGAGACCAACUAACUGCCUGUCAGUGUGCCGAGAUCCUCCUAGAAACAGGUAGAGGUGUCUUCUUGGGAUCGGUUGAUCUUGCGUCCUGCGCCCAGCUUUCAGGAUGGGUUCCCUGUUCCGCAGUGAAGAGAUGUGCCUGACGCAGCUGAUCCUACAGGUGGAGGCCGGGUACUGCUGCAUCGCUGAACUGGGCGAGCUGGGCCUGGUGCAGUUUCGGGAUCUAAAUGCAUCGGUGAAUAAUUUCCAGAGGCGGUUUGUGAAUGAAGUGCGCAGAUGUGAGGGGAUGGAGAGAAUCCUGCGUUUCCUGGAGUGUGAAAUGCAGAAUGACAAGAUUGUAAUCCCAACCUCGGAUAAGCCCCCGCAGACCCCUCUGCCCCGAGAGAUGAUAGACCUGGAGACCGUUCUGGAGAAGCUGGAGGGGGAGCUGCAAGAGGUGAACCGAAACCAGCAAACCCUGAAACAGAACUUCCUGGAGCUGACAGAACUCAAACAUCUCCUGAAGAAGACUCAGGAUUUCUUCGAGGCAGAAGCCAAUUUACCAGAUGAUUUCUUCAAUGAAGACACCAGCAGCCUUUUGGAGCUCCGAACCAUCCCUACCGCAGCUGCUGCUGGCAAACUUGGGUUCACCGCCGGGGUGAUCGGGAGGGAGAGGAUGGCCGCCUUUGAGAGACUGCUGUGGAGGGUCUGCAGGGGGAAUAUUUACCUGAAAUAUAGUGAGCUGGACACCACGCUGGAGGACCCCGUCACUAGAGAAGAGGUGAAGAAAAACGUUUUCAUCAUCUUCUACCAGGGAGAGCAGCUCAAACAGAAAAUAAAGAAGAUUUGUGAGGGUUUCAAAGCCACAGUCUAUCCUUGCCCAGAGACUGCCAGUGAGCGAAGAGACAUGGCUGCUGAUGUAAAUACUAGGAUUGAAGAUUUAAAUGCGGUUAUCACCCAAACUGAUUCUCAUCACCAGCGUGUCCUGCUGGAAGCAGGCCAGAAUCUCAGCAACUGGUCUGUUAAAGUGAAGAAAAUGAAGGCAGUGUAUCAUGUACUAAACCUGUGCAACAUUGACGUCACCCAGCAGUGUGUCAUUGCUGAAAUCUGGUGCCCUGUAGCUGACAAGGAGCGCAUCAAACGGUCAUUGCACCUUGGCAUGGAACGCAGCGGUUCCACAAUUGCUCCCAUUCUUACCAACAUUCCCACCACUAUAGAGCCUCCGACCUUCAACCGCAUUAACAAAUUCACUUCCGGAUUUCAGAACAUUGUCGAUGCCUACGGAGUUGGGAACUACAGAGAGAUGAACCCAACCCCCUACACCAUCAUCACCUUCCCCUUCCUCUUCGCGGUCAUGUUCGGUGAUUGCGGUCACGGCCUGGUUAUGCUCGGAUUUGCAGCCUGGAUGAUUUGGAAAGAGAAACAGCUUCUGGCCUCUAAAGUUGACAAUGAGAUCUGGAACACAUUUUUCGGAGGGCGAUACCUGAUCUUCCUGAUGAGUAUUUUUUCCAUUUACACUGGCUUCAUCUAUAAUGACUGCUUCUCCAAAUCCUUUAACAUGUUUGGCUCUUCCUGGUCUGUUCGACCCAUGUUCACCAAAGGCAACUGGUCAAUUGAUCUGCUCCAUCAUACAACUGACCUAGAGCUAGACCCAGCAGUGCCUGGGGUCUUCUCUGGGAACCCCUAUCCCUUCGGCAUCGACCCGAUUUGGAAUAUUGCCAAGAACAAGCUGACCUUUCUAAAUUCCUACAAGAUGAAGAUGUCUGUAGUUAUAGGGAUCACUCAGAUGUUGUUCGGUGUCAUGCUCAGCCUCGUAAAUCACAUAAACUUCAAGAGUCGCAUGAACAUCAUCCUACAGUUUGUCCCGGAGAUCAUUUUCAUCCUUUGCCUCUUUGGGUACCUGGUCUUCAUGGUCAUCUUCAAAUGGUGUACAUACAAUGCGUAUAACUCAAAUAUUGCUCCCAGCAUUCUAAUCCACUUCAUUAAUAUGUUCCUCUUCAACUACAAUGACCCGACCAAUCCUCCACUCUAUGAGCAUCAGAAAGAGGUACAGAGUUUCCUGGUGAUAUUUGCAUUGAUUGCUGUUCCCUGGAUGUUGCUGAUUAAACCAUUCGUCCUCCGAGCCAAUCACCUGAAGGCCCAGCGCCAGCUUCAGUCUUCUUCCGCCCCUGAGGAUGAUCUGGAAAUCGCAGACCUGGAGAACUCGCAGUCCAAUCACUCCAAGGUAGAAAAGAAGGAGGAGCACGAAGGAGGUCAUGGAGGAGGACAUGGGGAGCAUGGAGAAGAGUUCGAUUUUGGAGACAUCUUUGUCCAUCAAGCCAUCCACACUAUAGAGUACUGCCUGGGCUGCAUCUCCAAUACUGCAUCCUAUCUGCGCUUGUGGGCGCUCAGCCUGGCACACGCACAGCUUUCUGAGGUCCUGUGGACGAUGGUGAUGCACAUUGGCCUCUCUAGCACCGCCUAUAGCGGUCUUAUUGGCGUUUUCAUCAUUUUUGCCGUUUUUGCUGUUUUGACUAUAGCUAUUCUGCUAAUCAUGGAGGGGCUCUCUGCCUUCCUGCACGCUCUCCGUCUCCACUGGGUGGAGUUCCAGAACAAGUUCUACCACGGAGCAGGUUAUCUAUUCACUCCGUUCUCCUUCCAGCGCAUCCUUGAUGGAACAGCAGAAGAAUAAGUUUUGGAUCUCCCUGUGCAAUAACCUGAACCAAUGGCUGACAAAAAACAUGCCUUAAAGGAUCACUAAAGGAAAAUAUUUUUUUAGCUAAAUAGCUUCCUUUACCUUACUGCAGUACUGG
Molecule: messenger RNA, 2885 nt
Organism: Rana temporaria (common frog)
Lineage: Eukaryota; Metazoa; Chordata; Amphibia; Anura; Ranidae
Gene: ATP6V0A4
Product: ATPase H+ transporting V0 subunit a4
Exons: 21
Coding region: 221-2764 (847 amino acids)
Biological process (GO): vacuolar acidification; proton transmembrane transport
Cellular component (GO): vacuolar proton-transporting V-type ATPase, V0 domain; vacuolar proton-transporting V-type ATPase complex; plasma membrane
Molecular function (GO): proton-transporting ATPase activity, rotational mechanism; ATPase binding
Source: RefSeq, a predicted model, not a curated record